CAACGACCACCCAACAAGCCAUGGGAUCACGCGACGUAGGAGCCGAGACAGCCACCUUGCAGUUCACUUACUCCUACCCGAUGUACGAGGUGGACGAACCCGACGGGACCAAGAACACCAUUGCCCUCUCCUCCAUCGCCGUCGGCCUCAUUCUCUUCCUGGAGACGCUGCUUGACGAGGGCCCGGCGACCAGCACUUCUGCAGGCAGGGCUGAGAGGAGCAUCCAGGAGGACCAGCUGGAGGUCUUCCGGCAGAUCGAGGACAACAUCAGCAGCCUGGGCGUGGACGGGCGGGCGUGCGUCCUGAGGUUCAUUUGCGAGAUGCAGACCAACCGGUUCUCUCGUUCCUCUCUCUUCGGCGAGCUCUUCACGCUGCUCUUCACACCCAAACCCGGAGGCGACUACACGGUCCUGAAGGAGUACAUCGCCGCCGAGGAGGAGGGUCGUCAGGGGGGCAAGGACUCCCCUGGCUGCGCCCACAAGUACCGGAUGUGCCCUCUGUCCGUCUUCGCUGCCCUCCGGAGGCUCAGGGGCGACGUCGCGGAGGAGAGGCCCGCGAACGCCACGGUCUCCUCUCCCACGGGCGUGUCCUACCUGAAGGACAGCGUGCCCUGGGCAUGGGACGCGUUUGCGGGCGAAGGGUAUUAGCUGCCGGGCUCGUCCGUCGGUGC
Penaeus vannamei (Pacific white shrimp) is the source of this 670-nucleotide messenger RNA. Lineage: Eukaryota; Metazoa; Arthropoda; Malacostraca; Decapoda; Penaeidae. The record is from RefSeq and is a predicted model, not a curated record.